Anopheles darlingi is the source of this 1610-nucleotide messenger RNA. RefSeq names its product GPALPP motifs-containing protein 1. NCBI's taxonomy places the organism in Eukaryota, Metazoa, Arthropoda, Insecta, Diptera, Culicidae. The record is from RefSeq and is a predicted model, not a curated record. Bases 141 to 1472 code for a protein of 443 amino acids. The transcript has 3 exons.
ACAAAGCUGAAUGUUUUGAAAAUCGGGAGCGAUUUUUUGUGCAAUUUUCUCGGUGCUCGGCGCUGAUUUUCAUACUUGUCCGUGAUAUUCAAGAAAAAACAGUUGUCCUGAAGUAACCUCGACUUAGUUUUAUCAGCGUAAUGUCUGAUUCCGACACCUCCGACUCAGACAGUGGAGUACGGUACAAAACGACGACCACACGCCAUAAUCAUGCGCCGUCCAGUGAAAAACCGGAGCGAUCAUUGUACCGUGACAACGGCUCAUCACGUAACCGAUCCGAUCGGCGAUAUCAUCACAGAAGCCGUAGUCCAACACCGGAGCGCAGACGGUACCGCCGCAGGUCCAGGACCCCCGAAUCUUCUUCUCGUUCUCAUCGUACCAGUCGCUCGGCACGAUCAUCACGCAAUACUUCACCUGAACCUAGCCGGCGAUUGAAAGACGACGUUAAAGCGUUGGACGUAUCGGCGUCUUCCGUUUCAUCUCAAGAUGAUCACGCACCGCAACGGAACAAAGCAGCAGACUCUCCGACGGAAUGUUUCGGACCUGCGCUUCCACCUGCGCUGGCACAGCCCUCGAAGAGUGAAAAGAAGGAGACUGAGGAGUACGCAAAAAGUGUUAUAGGACCUGCACUGCCACCACAUUUACUGGCCCGCAAAACGGAGCACCACGAUGAAGAUCGUGAAGAGAAAAUCGAGCGAUGUGCGAUCGGGCCUGCGUUACCACCGGGAAUGAAGCUUCCGGAAGCAGCGCCUUCCCAUGAUCAUGCAACUUCCGAUUCGGAACUUUCGCCCUUCUCCGAACCGGAACAGGACGAUGAGCCAGAAGAUGAUGAUGAUGAUGAUGAGAUGAUUGGUCCAUUGCCGGGUACAUCUGGCUCUAGAGCCAACGUGGAACUGGAACAGCGUGCGCUCGAGAUGAAAAUAAGACAAAUCGAGAGUGCGGCGAUCGGUGCCAAUGGUGAUCGAGAACAACCGAAGGCACGCGAGGAUUGGAUGCUGGAGCUGCCAGAUAUUCGCAAGAUCAGUGACAUGGGAUUGGGCGCAAGGCAGUUCCGAACGCGUGAGAAACAAGAAAUCGGGGACCGGACGGUCUGGACCGAUACACCCGCCGAUCGGGAACGUAAAAAGGCUUCUGGGGGCGGUGGUGGAUCAUCGAAAACGGUCGACCCUGCCGUCGAACGAGAACGCGAACGUGAACGGAAGCUCAUUGCAAAGCGUGAUAAAGAGCAGGAGGAGCUCGUGAAACGCCAUAAGAAAAAACACAAAAGGGACAAGGCGCUGCUAGACAUACAUCAAAAAAAGCUUAAAAAAGAGAAGGAAUCGAAAGGGGGUGAGGAAUCGAUCCGGCGACCGUUCGAUCGAAAUGUGGACCUGCAGGCUAAUCGCUUUGAUGAGGCGCAGAAGAAAGCGGUUCUCAAGAAAGCUCAACUCUUGGACACACGGUUUUCCAGCGGGAGUUCCAAAUAUUUGUAGACACACGCUCGACGAUGCAAAAUCACGUUCUAUUGCCGACAAAACUGCGCUGUUCAUUGAUGCGUAGUUUUGCAGGAAUGUAGAUGCUUUCAUUACUUUUAAUGAGCUCUCACCUUUUUAUAACAAUAAAGACCAAUU